Globicephala melas (long-finned pilot whale) is the source of this 6086-nucleotide messenger RNA. RefSeq names its product proline dehydrogenase 1 (gene PRODH). The record is from RefSeq and is a predicted model, not a curated record. Lineage: Eukaryota; Metazoa; Chordata; Mammalia; Artiodactyla; Delphinidae. Gene Ontology annotation, molecular function: proline dehydrogenase activity; FAD binding. Gene Ontology annotation, cellular component: mitochondrion.
CACAACAGCCAUGAGUCUUAGGCGAGCCUUCCCCGUGCUACGCUCCGCCCUCUCCCGCCGAGCCCCUCUGUCUACAGCGCCGGCGACCCGCGAGCAGCACGCCGCGGGCCUGGAAGCCGUGCGGGGGCGCGGGGCGGCCGAAGACGCGCGGCCGCCAGUGCCAGCUGUGGACUUCGGCAACACGCAGGAGGCAUACCGGAGCCGGCGCAGCUGGGAGCUGGUGCGCAGCCUUUUGGUGCUGCGCCUUUGCGCCUCGCCCGCGCUGCUGGCGCGCCACGAGCAGUUGCUCCGUCUUGCCAGGAGACUUCUGGGGCAAAGGUUGUUCGACAGGCUGAUGAAGAUGACCUUCUACGGGCAGUUUGUGGCUGGUGAGGACCAGGAGUCCAUCCGGCCCCUGAUCCAGCACAACAGGGCCUUCGGCGUGGGCUCUAUCCUGGACUAUGGUGUGGAGGAGGACCUGACCCCCGAGGAGGCCGAACGCGAGGAGAUGGAGUCCUGUACCUCAGCAUCGGAGAGGGACGGCCAUGGCACCAGUAAGAGGGAGAAGCAGUUCCAGGCCCACCGGGCAUUCGGAGACCGCAGGGAUGGCGUUGUCAGCACCCGCACCUACUUCUACGCCAGCGAGGCCAAGUGUGACAGCCACAUGGAGACAUUCCUGCGCUGCAUCGAGGCUUCAGGUGGUGCCAGCGAGGAUGGCUUCUCAGCCAUUAAGCUCACUGCACUGGGGAGACCCCAGUUUCUGCUGCAGUUCUCAGAUGUGCUGACCAAGUGGAGACGGUUCUUCCACCAAAUGGCCGCAGAGCAGGGCAAGGCCGGGCUGGCUGCCGUGGACACGAAGCUGGAGGUGGCUGCACUGCAGGAAAGCGUGGUGAAGAUGGGCAUCGCGUCCCGGAUGGAGAUUGAGAACUGGUUCACUGUGGAGACCCUUGGCGUGUCUGGCACCCUGGACCUGCUGGACUGGGGCAGCCUCAUUGACAGCAGGACCGAGCUCUCCAGGCACCUGGUGGUCCCCAACAUGCAGACAGGACAGCUGGAGCCUCUGCUGUCGCGGUUCACUGAGGAGGAGGAACGGCAGAUGACGAGGAUGCUGCAGAGGAUGGACGUCCUGGCCAAGAAAGCCAGCGAGGUGGGCGUGCGGCUGAUGGUGGAUGCCGAGCAGACCUACUUCCAGCCGGCCAUCAGCCGCCUGACACUGGAGAUGCAGCGCAGGUUCAAUGUGGAGAGGCCACUCAUCUUCAACACGUACCAGUGCUACCUCAAGGACACCUACGACAAUGUCACCCUGGAUGUGGAGCUGGCUCGCCGAGAGGGCUGGUGUUUCGGGGCCAAGCUGGUGCGUGGUGCAUACAUGGCCCAGGAACGUGCCCGCGCCCUGGAGAUUGGGUAUGAGGACCCUAUCAACCCCACCUAUGAGGCCACCAACGCCAUGUACCACAGGUGCCUCAACUACGUCCUGGAGGAGCUGAAGCACAACGCCAGGGCUGCAGUGAUGGUGGCCUCGCACAAUGAGGACACCGUGCGCUUCACGCUGUGCAGGAUGGAGGAACUGGGCCUGCACCCCGCCGAUUGCCAGGUGUACUUUGGACAGCUUCUGGGUAUGUGCGACCAGAUAAGCUUCCCGCUAGGUGAGCUGGGCUUCCGGUGGGGGGGCGGGGGGCAGGGGCGGAGGUGCUGGGACUCACCGCCUCCACCCCUGUGUGCAGGACAGGCAGGCUACCCCGUGUACAAGUACGUGCCUUACGGCCCUGUGAUGGAGGUGCUGCCCUACCUGUCCCGCCGAGCCCUAGAGAACAGCGGAGUCAUGAAGGGUGCCCAGAGGGAGUGGCAGCUGCUUUGGCAGGAGCUCAAGCGGAGGCUCCGCACGGGCAGCCUCUUCCACCGCCCGGCCUAGUGCUGUGGCUGCGUCCCAACGCAUCCUCACCUGGGCUGCGACCACCCAGGGCUACAGCCCGACCCCAACCUCACACACAACACCUUUUACAUCCCAAACUGUGAGACCCCGCUGGCCCCUGCCCGUGGGCACCCAGGUGUGGGCUAUUUCCGUUACCUGCCAGUGCUGCUGGGAACUGUCAGAAACCGCCCUCCAGUGAGCGAGCAUGGCUGCAUCUCUGCCCACCCCCACGACCUUGGGCCUGAAGAACCACCUACUGCAGGGUUCAACCCAUGGGCCCUGAGCCCCACAGGUGGGCAGUGGCUGGCUGGGAAAGGUGGCCUGUCAAUAAACCACUGUUUCUGCAGCUAAGAGCCCUUGACUCCAGGCCCACGAUGUUCUUCCCUGCAGAGCCCUCAUGUGCAGUCAGUGGCAGAGGGAGUGGCUCCGAUGGCCCGAGAAGCCUCAUGCUCAGCCUCUCCUGUGUCACGCGCCCCCGGCACACCUUGGGCAGGGUGGACCCACCAACACCUGCCUUCAAGCUGUAUUGCAGACCCAGCCGCGCAGGGCACUGGAUACCCUCACCUCCAACCCCACAGCUGGGGCUCAGACCAAUGCAGACAGCGCACUCCCCAGAGUGGGCUUGGUGCUUCCCCAUCCUCAGUCUCUUCCUCCCUCAGACCCUUCCUGCUGCUCUGUGCCCUUCACCCCAGCGGCCCCAGUGACCCACACCAGGCUCUGGCUGCUCUGACCGCCCCACAGAGCAGACUGGAUGUGGCCCUAGUGCCCUCAGACUUGCCCCAGGGAGGGGGCUCUGUGACAUGGGGGUGGGGCCAUCUUCUGCUGAUUCCCCUGUAGGCCACGGAGCCCACAGGCAAGGGCCCUAGCUAGGCCCUGGUCACGACAGGCACCACAGAGCUGUCAUGCAAGCCACGUGCAGGCCAUGCUGAGGUGUCUUUAUUUCUCGGGGUCACAUGCAGCUCAUGAGCCUUUCCUACUCGGGGGCUGCACCUGCCAAGGGAGGGGCCGAAAGCAGAACACAUCGGAAGCCUGGGGCAGACAGCCGGAAGGCUGGGCCCACUCUUCCCUUUACCUUCCCACCCUAGCUUUGGAUAAAAAAGCCCAGGUGAAGGUGGGUGGCAGACGCAGCCCAGGUCCACCUAGCUUCUCCUCACGGGGUGCCCCUCCUGCAAGCAGCUGGGAGGGUGGUGGCCAGACUUCAGGAAGAUGAGCGCCACUCAGCUUUCUGCUGCCUUUGGUGACUGUGGAACAGGGUUGUCUUCCCAGCCAAGAUGGGCAGCGGGUCACUGGCAAGAACCCUGCCUGCUCAUAGUGCCGCCUUCCCCACCUGGCAGCCCCUCUGCUGCAGCUUCCGGAUGAGUUCCAAUAGGUUCAUCUGUAGCGUCAGCUCCUGGGAUGCAGAGGGGCCACUGUGAGGUCCCCUUUAGCCCUGGCAUAGGCCCCAGGAAGCAGCCUCCUUUACCCAAGGACCCAGGGCAGAUACCAGGACCUAGAGAGCACCAGGCUUGAGCCCAUGGGGCUGACUUCCAGUGAAGCCUGGCUACCGCCUGCCAGAAAGGGGCAGGUGUUGGGACUCCACCUGUGGCAGGGCCUGCAGUUGCCCUGGCUUGGCGUAAGUGGAGGUGUGUGCAGGGAUGUAGGGGAACUGCACACGAGGCCCUGUAGGGCAUAGCGCACCCGGGGAAGGUGGGCAAUGCCCUGUAGUCACGUGGCUUACCCUCCUGUGGCGGAGGCAGUGUGACCAGCCUCCAUGCUGAGCACAACGCAGAAACCCUUCCUGGAGCCUCCCUAACUCACCAUGUCCCCUGUGUCCACACACCCUGGGCCUGGGCUCCCAGCGACCAGCUAAAACCCCAUAUGGAAUCUAGCCUUGGGGACCAACAUCCCCUGGGCUGUGCCGGGGCAGGCCUGUGCCACUGACCUGCGGGUUGGUGGUCACAUAGAAGCCGGCGACCCCUGCCUUCUCCAGUGUGCUCUGCUGGUCCGCCACCUUCCGGUCCAGCUCCAGGACAAUCUUCUGGUCCAUCGCCCGCUGCUCCUCACGGAUCCGGUGCUCCACCGCCUGCCACGGUGAAGGCAGCUCAGGGGCUCAGCCUCCUGCCCAUCAGUGCCUCACACACACAUUCCUGGCCUGUCACCUCCUCUGGCCCCUCCCCACCUCCCAGUGGAUCCAGCUCCCAGACUAUGGAUGGAUCCCGUACUGCACCCAGGUCCGUCCCUCCUUAGCCACACAGAACCCUGCAGAGGGGCUCAGAUGACCUGCCCCAAAUGCCCUUCCUCCAGCACCUCCUGUCAGGUGUCCUCCCUUUGCUGUGCCAGGCCUCGCCCAGCCCUGACAGCUCGGGACCACCAUGAGCUGGCCAGAUGCUGGCUCCACCUCUGCUGACUGUCAAGCUGGCCACCAUCUCUGGGCCUUUGCGUAUGUUUCCUCCCCACUGGAGCUGCGGCCAAGCCCGGCUCAGCACCUCCUCCCUGCAUGCCCUGGCCUGGGGCUGCCUUGGGACCCUGCACACGCCUCCACAUGCACCCCACCACUGGUGGCUUCUUGGUUAUGGGUGGGCCUCUGCGUUGUUCCCAGGCAACGUGGGAGCAGGACUUGCUGGCUCCAUCAUCCCACCACUGCCCUCAUCCCCAAGGCCAUGGGGCACAAUGGCCCCCACUCACACCUGCCCUGUACAGGCCCAGCCCAUUAGGAGCUGCUGUCUCGAGGAGCAGGAGGAGGGGAGUGGGGGGAUCACACACUCUCCAUCCACUCCAAGCACACCCCAACCCCCGACAGUGAAGAGCCACAUGUGGGCACAUGGAGCCUUCGCGGCCCACCCCAGGCUGAGGCCCAGGCUGGCCAGUGGCUCCCAAGCCACCCGGAGCCCCUCCUCUACGGCCCUCUCAGCAGAGCUCAGGUGGUGCCCACCCUGCCCACACCCCUACCUCUAGCUCGCGCUGCUGGGCCGCCUGGAGCACAGGCAGGUUGUGGGGCCGGCAGGCCUGCUGGGCUUCCUGGUGUUUCUGCCGCAGCGCCUGCCUGAGCACUGGAAGGGGACGAGACCAGAGGGGUUAUCAGCAGGUGGCAGAGGGGUAAGGAGGGGGCCUGCUCCAGCUGUCCCACCACCACAGGGAAGCAGGGCAGAGGCGUGGACGUGAGGGAGGCCUGCACUGGGAGCUGGGUGGAGCUCUGGACACCCAGCCCCCAGCCCACUCAGGCGGGCCCUCACCCAGGGUACGGCCCUUCUCCAGCAGCAGGGCUCCAGGGCACUAGAGAAGGGUGAGGCCAAGUGUAUGGUUAUGGGGGUGGAGCCAGGGCUGCAGCCUGAGCUCAGAGAAUUGUGGAUAGGGAGGGAGGAGACUGCGGUCUAGAGGUUUCUAGGCUCAGAUGCUGGCUACAGGCCAGGAGUCCAGCGUGACCUGCCAUCAUCCAAGGGACAUCCACUGAGACAUCCAAAAGACCACCCAGGCAAAGGCCUGGGAAAGGAGGACGAGGAGAGUGGCCUCUGCCCUGGGGUGUGGCAGUCACUCCCCCUCAGUGCUGCCCUUGGUGGUGGUGAGGGGUGCAGAGCCACCCUGUACCCUAUCCACAGCUCCUAGAGGGAGUACAGACCCUGAGCACAGACCCUGAGGGGCCCAAGGAUGUGAUGAAAUAAAAUUCAUAUUUUAAGUUAAGACACGCAACAUUUAAAUAAAAUUUUUUCUCUGCUCAUUUGAGCCUCCUCCCUUCCCUCCACUGAACAUUGUGCAUCUGCAUUAAGCAUGAACCAGACUCCCCAAUGGCAGAAAUACCUGCUCAACCACAAAGAUCAAUUUUUCUCCUUCUGGUGCCAGCCAUGUAACUCCUUAGGAGGUAACAUUCCUUUCUCAGUCCUCUAAGGGGUCAUGAUGACCCACCACUGGCCUUGUACGUGCAGAUGUCUUUGGUGGACUUUAUGGACAAGGCCACAAUAUCAUUUCUCUUAAAGACAGCGAUUGGUGCAGAACAGACUGGUCAGACGACCUGGGGAGACACUGGGCUGGAGUUCUCAGCUUAAAUAUUUACUGAUGACCUUAUUAAUGUCACUAGCUAUAUUUCUGCCUAUUUUACAAGAUUAUUGUUUCUUUAAUGACCAAAUGUGUGGCUGAGCCUCCAAUAAAGAUAAUGAUGACUAUAAGACCUGAAACAACUGACCAAAUAUAUAGUUCUGUAAGAUCAAGGAUUGUAAUAGUG